Parnassius apollo (apollo) is the source of this 783-nucleotide messenger RNA. Lineage: Eukaryota; Metazoa; Arthropoda; Insecta; Lepidoptera; Papilionidae. The record is from the annotation of a GenBank genome assembly.
AUGUCAAACUCUCAAAAUUGUGCCGGCUGCAAAAAUUCUAUAACGAAUAAAGACUCUCUACAAUGUAUGCAAUGCAAGGGGAAAUACGAUCUGGAUUGUGCAAACAUCAGCCCAAAGAACUUUCGUCAAAUGGAGCGAAAAAAAGAACAUUGGAAAUGCCCGGAAUGUCUAAGCAAACUACCAAAAAGAGGAAAUUCUAACACGCCUGUACGAGGCACCACAGCAACCAUAGAGGGAGGAACAACCUUACGUACGGAUUCAUCCACCGUGUCGCAUGUCCUCAAGAGUGGCAAUCCUAAUGUAACGGUGCGAUCCAAGGUGUUAAAUCCACCCCCACUCAGUGAGACGAGCAACCCAGUACAAGGCGUUGAGAACAUCACCAUCAACUCUUACGCGGAUAUUCUGAAUGAUUUAAAAAUCUACAUGAAAAAUUUAUUGCACGAUGAAAUGGACAGAGUACAAAAAGCUAUCGGUAGUCUUACAAAUUCCAUCAAAGACAAAAACAGCCUGAUUGAGCAACUGGAGGCUAGAGUUUCGAUAUUGGAGAACUUGCCGCCAUGUGACAAACCAGAACUCAAACAAGGUUAUAAAGUAUGUAACGAAUGCUCACACGAUACCCUAUUCGACCUAAACCCGACAAAUGAAAUAGAAAUCAUUGCUACUGCAAUGCCUAAGGCAUUAUAUGCUUACAAAAUUGCGGCUACAACUACAAACCCACCUGCCAAACGAGGCAACGAUGCCAAAUGUCUCGCCAAUAUUGAGCAGUGGGCUUUUAUAAGCUAA